AUGCAGGCGGUGUUCGCAUUGGCUACCAGCGAGGAGUUUUGGGUGUUGCUUACGUCGGUGCUCAUCCAAGAUCUGUCAUGGGACACAAGAUCUAGGCACGCGGGCGGCGGGGGCGCCGCGGGGCGGCCCCUUCAAGGAGGGGGGGAGCGGGGACUUGAUGGGAGGCAGACGGCGCGGCUGUGUCACACGCUUCGUUGCCACAGCAUUGUCCUCGAGAUCCUGGCCCUCGAGAUGCACCGGGGCUUGCGUCCUCUCGGCGCAGCGGCGCUCCCGCCCCCGCUCAAGGCGGCCGCUCUGCCAGGAAACGGCGACGCCGCGGGGAAGGUUUCUGGUGGCGACGGAGACGACGGCGGUGGCGGGGGAGUGGAGGGAUCAAGAGCCGCGGCCAAGGCGGUGGAGGGGUUCAUCAGGACUAACAUCGAGGAGUACUUCGGCUGCUGGACUUCCACGUACACCCUCUUUAGCCUGGACCCGCGGCUUGCGAAGACGGCCAAGAAGCUGGCCUCUGAUUUGGGCAUCAGCCUGGACGACACUCUCGUUGUGCCGACGAGGGAAAGGGUUUUCGGCGACGGUUUCUUGUACCAUAUUCCCGGUCUAGAGCGACUCGUGGGCCUCCCUCCUCACGAGGGACGGGCGUCGGAGGGAGGGGGGGAUAGCUUGCAGCUGGUGGCGGUGGUUAUGCGAGCCUUCCGCGUGUUUGUCGAGGUCUGCGUGUUGCGCCGCCAGCCGGGCUACCAGCCCGCCCCCGCUCCGGCACCACCUUCAUCGUCAUCCACCCAGGCUUCUGGAAACCCCGGCGGUGCUGGCGGCAGCGGCAGCAGCGGCGGAGACCCUGGAGAAGUUUCGCCCGCGCGCACGCCUGUUGUGGUUUCUAGGGGCGGAGUUGCGGCCGGGGGAGGAGGCGGUGCCGGGGUGUUUGGGACGACUGGUGCUGGUGGCGCGGAAGUGGAACCCGAUCGCUCUGACUUCCUUGGAGACAAGCGGUCGUUCUCCAUGGUGAAGAUCGCCGCUCACCGUCUCGCGGGGGAGAAGCGCAAGGGCUGGGCGGUCGUCAACGUCGUCGCCGAGAUGUGUGAGGCACUGGUGUCGAUGCUGCAUCACCAGCUGCACGAGGUGGUGCAGAAGGCGCUCGAGCCAAGAAGGAGCGUGGUGCGCAGGCGCGAUCCCGGCCUUGGGAGGCUAAGCCGCGGGGUGCGGGGACAGAUGAGCUCCGACGCCUGCGAUCAAACGUUGAGGACGCUCGCCCCUGCCCUGGAGAGCUUGUUCGAUGUGGCUCCCCUGUCUCGCGUCUUGGACGUGGAUGAACGAGUUGGCGGUGUUCUGGAGGCGAAUGUCAUCAGCAGGGCCACGACGAUCUCUCUCUGCCUGCGAGUUCGCCUCCGCCUCCUAACGGCCGGCCUCCUCCUCCUCCGGGCGGCCGGGGGCACCGCCGAGGAAGCGGCCGCCGCCGCCGGCGCCGCAAAAGAAGGCGGCGCCGGCGCUAGCGUCAUCGGCGACGGUUCUGUCACCGGUGGCGCCGGCGCCGGCGGCAGGAGUUACGGCACAAGAGAGAGGCGUUCUUUGGCAACGGGAGGGGGGACGGCGACUGGGGAAGACUUCUCGGAGGAGGCCUCGAGGCUGUCGCGGCAAGCCAGGAUCAAGCUGCUGCGGCGGGCGUGCGGCACUCUCAAGGAACUCGACGUUCUCGAGGAGGACCUAAAGGCCAGGCGCGGUGGCGGCGGUAAGAGGGGGCCCGGUGCUGCUGCUUCGCUUCCGGGGGGGGCGUUAGAGGCGGAGGGGGAUCGGACCCUCAGGGCCCACAUUGUCGAGACGUGCGUGUCUAUCAUGGAGGAGAUGACGAUUCCGAGGGCGUACAUGAUGGCCGGGGGGCACGAGGAGGGGGAGGAGUGGAAGAGGGAGCGCGAGACGGCGGUAAUGGCGGCCGAAGUCGAGCGCAUCGUGCGAGAGGAGAAGGUGAUCCCUAGGCUCCUCGAGCGCGCAGCAAGGGCAUCACGACUGGCGUGCAACACGUUCGGUCCGCUGCACUCCCCGCCCCCGCCCAACACGGCCUCCUCCAACGGCAACGGCAGCGGCGGUGGGUUGGACAUGGAUGUCGACGAGUCGGACGCGGCAGGGGGCGGCGGGAGCGGGAGCGGGGGCCAGGGCAAGGCUGCUAGGGGGCCCGAUGCAGGGGCGGCGACGGCGGAGGGGGUCGAGCUGUUGCAGCUGAUCUACAGCGUCUUCGCCAGCGCGGCGUCGAGAGGCCUCCUCACGAGGACCAUGGUGGAAUCGGGCGUGGUCAGCGCCAUGGCCAACGACCCCAUGCUCACGCUCGUGCGCCAAGCUUCCGCGGACAAGCAGUGCUCCGUCCCGCGCGGCUACACGCACCAAUCGGAGCUCUCCCCACACUGGCAGUGCUACCUGCUAGCCCUCCGGACCACGUCCGACCUAACCCGCACCAUCCACGCCUCCAAAGCUCUAUCGUCGCCGCUGGCGAGCAACGCCGUCGCGGCGAGGUGGACCGCUGGCAUCGUCUCCUCCUCCUCCUCCGCAGGCGGCGUGUCGAGGGAGAGGAUAGGGCCGCGAGAGGCUGAGGCCGGGCUGUCGCAAGUCUUCCGCUUUGUCGACACGUUCCGAGAAACAAUGGUCGAGGGCUUGUCGCUGGUUGUGUCGGCUCCGCCGACGGGGGGGGGAAGGCUUACCCUUGCGGUCGUGCAGGAGAGCGUGGAUGUGGCGGGCGUGGUGGCCGCGCUGGGGCCGUGGGUGGAGCGAUGGAGGGCGCAGCACCCGGGCACGUCGACGCAGCUGCUGGAGGCGGUGCGGCAGGCCACUCGCACAGCGGCCGUCCUCCUAGUACCAGCCACCGGGCCCCCGGCGACGAAGUCCGCCGCCAGCGGUGGCGGCUCGGCGGCAACGGGCCAGACUCCGGUCCGCGGAGGGAGCGGCGGCGGCGGCGGGGGAUGGUCAUCUCCUGUUGCCCGCCGGAGAUCCUUGGAGGAGUUCACGCCGAUGCAGCAGGCCACCCCUACCCCGGCCAGGGGAGCUGUCGGCGGCGGCGCCGCGAUAACGCCUGCCAGGUAUAUUGCAGGGGGCGGGGCCGUACUAGCGGGAGCCACCGCAUCCGGUGGCGGAGGAGCCGGGGGAGGAAUAGCCGACUCGAGGCCGCUGGAGCUUGUCGAGGCCUGCGCGCUGGCCGUCACCGCGGAGGAGAAGGCUGCGCUGGACAACGGCGGUUACGGCGUGUCUUCCUCGGACGGCGGGGGCCAGUACCCUUGUGCCAUGACGAUGGCUACUCCGACGCCAGUGUAUCGUGGCGGCGGCGGGGGCGGCGGCGGUGGUGCUGUGUUUGCGCCGCCGAGAGCCGGGGUGGGCGGGGCAGGGGGUGCCGCCGGAGGGCUCGGCUUUUUCGGGAGGGUGGAGGAUGGGAUCACGGCCUUCUUGGUGCUAGCGUUGAGCGUCUUGAGGCGAGUGUCCCCUCAGCCGAAGGACAUGAAAAUCGAGGUCAGGCCUGAGGACCGUGGGAGCAUCGAGGCCCCAGUCGGCGCGUGGAUAGAGUGCAAGUGCCGCGUGCCCCGGCGAGCGAGUAACGGGGACGCCCAAAACGCCAGCCAUGGUGUCGGCCGCGGCAAAGGCUCUACUCUCCUCCGGUCGGGCAAGGUCAUCGGUCGCGACAUGCGCCGUCAGGGAUACCUGGCGCGGUUCGAGGCUACACCAGGCGGCGGCGGCGGCGUCGGUGGUGUGAGCGAGGAGCUUAUCCCGUGGGAGGAUGUCGUCGCCAUAAAGGACCCUGGUGCAGCCAUCCCGAUCUUCAGCUACCUGUCGCUCAACUCCCUUCCUCAUUUGCAGCAGCUGCACUUGCACUCUCCUCACGGACUGCUCAAGCAGUCGUCCGCUGCUGCUGCUGCUGCUGCUACUGCUACUGCUGCUGGGGGAGCCGCGGAUAGCAGGGGUGGUGGGGGUGUUGCUAAGGCUGACGAGGGGGGAGGGGUGGUUUUCGAGGGACUGUACCAGGAGCCGAGCUUGGGUCACCUGGUGGGCCUGGUGCGGUACUUCGUGCACCAGAUGGAGACUGUCUCCAAGGAGGAGGACUCGGCUGUCGGAGCCGGCGACAUCGUCUCCAACGACGAGCGUAACGUCAGGAGGUGGCGCCUCGGCCAGCUAGGGUUCAUCACGGAGACCGCCCUGUGGAUGCUGGUGGUCAACGCCGUGGCUCACGAAGGAAGGGGCGGCCUUGAUGGGGUGGCGGCGGGGCUGGCCCAGGCGGAGAGGAGGUCGCUGCACGACGAGCUGUUGGAGCUCUUUGACACGAGGCUUGACGAGCACGCCUCUCUUUGGGAGAACCUGAGCCGCGGAGAGGGCGGGCGAGCCCCCGUUUCCAUCAGCCCCGCCUUCGUAGCACACGUCAAGGGCAUGAUCCAGGGCUGGCUAGACCAAGCCAGGGCUAGCAAGAAGGAGAGGGAUACCACCACGCCGAAGUCUCGGGCCGGGAAGUCUGGGUGGAGGGCGGCCGGUGGCCUUUGGAGCCCCCCCCGGGUCGGCGGGGCGGCGAUGAUGCGCCAGGCCAGCGACAUGAGCGUCUCGAGAACGCCUGCGAUCAACAGAUGGUAAUCUUCCGCCAACCUGACGGUAAUCAAAAUGCUCACGGUUUGGACGGACAACAAGCAACAGCUGGGGUGGGCUUAACAGCAGGCCAUGGCGUGCGUUUUCUCAACGAGCCGCCUGCCUUCUUGUUAUCAUUGUCGAGGGUAUUGUAGAGGGGGGGGCGAUUAUAAUCGAUGUUGCUGGCGUUUGUGGUAGAUUCAAAUUGUGUUUUGAGAGAUUUGUAGAGGCUGGGGACGUUUGCCUCGCGUCCGGGUUGGUCGAGGGAGCAAGGUGUGAGGCUACCUUCAAAGGAAGCACGGUGCAGCUAGUCUUAGCCAAUGCCCUCGUCCAACACCACGUGUCACGGCCUGGUUUGGCAUGACUGGAGAAGCGCAACACAGUGCUCUCGUAACGGUUUCAUUUCAGUAUUGUUUGGGAACGGGCUUAGGAAUAGCACGUUUCCAGUGGUGUGGCUAAUGGUAAAUGUCUCUUGGCCCACUGACCCAGGCGCCAUGGAUGUGAAAUCAAGUUCAGCUUUGUUUUUUUUUCGAACCGUCAUGAAGUCGGGUUGAAGCAAAUAGUAAUGUCUGGAGUUCCAUCGGAUCGGCACAUUUUUCCCGGCAAAAAAGUAUUUGUUUUUUUUCGGGUUUCGAGGACAGCUGUGAUUUUUGGAUUUGUCUCGACGCCAGUCGAGCCAGAGCGCUAUAUUUCGUGUAAGUGCACGCGAUUGUUUUUCGUGGCACUGCAGGCGGUGGAGUCUGGGUCGGCAUGCUGCCAUUUACACCACCUACAUCGUCGGUAGAGUUGUUGGUUCCGUGUCCCAGGGCCGAGCGAACCGAACGAACCUUGCCUGUGGUACUUCUUUUCUGGGAAUUUUCUGGCGGGUUCAUCUUGCCGCCUAUUGAAGCGUGCUCGGCGUGCGGAGGGACGAAAUGAUUUGAUUGGAUUUGCUACAAAUCUCGCGUGUAGACUAGGGGACACACCAGUAGGGUUAGGAGCGACGGCGGCAAGAUCAUAGAAAGCGUUUACAUGGUCCCGUCUGCUUUACCUCAACCUCGGAAGAGUUGGAAAAGGAGAGGGUUUUAGGAGCUUCGGUGCCGUGCACCAGUGUGGACCCGAAGUGCUGACAUCACCGCUGUCGUGUACGCAAGCGCCCAGCUCUACGAAAAAAAUCGCAAGAGGACUGACUUGUCACUUUUCAC
Messenger RNA from Ectocarpus sp. CCAP 1310/34, 5762 nucleotides. Lineage: Eukaryota; Phaeophyceae; Ectocarpales; Ectocarpaceae. The record is from the annotation of a GenBank genome assembly.